CUUGAAUUUUCUCUCUAAAAAAAAUGCAACAGAGCAGACUUGCAUAUUAUUCAAAACUGACAAAAAGAAGACAUUCCUAUGCUGUUUUAUUACUAUUUUGCACCCUUCUUAUGUGAUUAUGAUUGAGGGGACAAAUAAUGAAUGGUUUUAAAACAAAGAAGACUUACAAUGAUGAAUUGGAUCUCAAACCAAGAAAAAUACCAAAUCAAAAUAUUGUGUAUAGACUUUUUCAGAGAGAAACCCAUGUAUCAAAGAGUGGUACACAAUUCAAUGUGGCAAGAAAAUUAUACACAAAUAUAUUUCCAAACUGCACUGUUGCAAAUAUAGAGAAACCUCCUUGUUUUUUACGUAAAUUUUCUCCUGAUGGUAAAUGCUUUAUUGCAUUUUCUUUUGAUCAAACAUCAAUUGAAAUCUACACAUUUCAGGGAUCUUCUUCAGCAGAACAUUUAUUACAAGGGGUUAGAGGUGAAUACAUUGGAGAGAGUGAAGAACAAGGUUCGCACACAUUCAUUGACAAUAAAAAUACGUACAGAAAAGUCCGUAAUUGUUUGUUUGAAUGUUUUUUUAAACUUAAACAUGCCACACAUGUAUCAACAAAUGGUGAACAUUUAAAUCGGGAAUGUAGUCUUUUUACUGAUGAUGGAAAGUAUGUUAUUGUAGGUUCGGCUACUUAUAUUCCAGAGGAACCUCACCCUCAUUUCUAUGAUAUUUAUAGAAAUAAUGAAGCUGUCACACCAAAUGCUAAGUCACCUCUUGAAGAUUACUCACUUCAUUUAGUAGAACUUGAAACAGGACAUUUAUGUGACACAAGACAUUUCAAAUGUGAUAAGAUUUUUCUGUCACACAAUCAGGGCUUAUAUUUGUACAAAGACACGUUAGCAGUACUCUCUGUUCAACAACAAACAAUUCAUAUUUUCCAAGUUGAUCCAUCUGGGAGAUUUACUGAUGUAAGAAGUAUAGGAAGAUUUUGUUGUGAAGAUGAUCAACUGUAUUAUCAUUUAGGUCUAGACAACUCUACAGGUCAAGUUUAUCGUUCAUAUAGUGAUAGUCAGGUUCAUCGUCCAUAUAGUGAGACUCCGAUUCCUCGGCAACAUAAUGAAGGUCAGGUUCAUCGACCGUAUAGUGAGAAGAGUAUUAAUUCAUUAAAACAUAGAUUUCUUGUUUUCCUGUAUAAAAGAGCAGUUUUUGACGGAACACCUUUUGCUCUUCGAAAGUUUUAUCAAUUUUUUGAACAAUUCAAUGAACUUAGGAUGUGGAAAAUGCAACUUCUGGAUGAAAAUCACUUACUUAUAAAAUACGCUAGUGAAGAUGUUGUGACUCUUAGAAUUUCAGAUCCCAAUUCUCAGCCUUCUUUUUUCGUUGUUUAUAACAUGAUCACAACAGAAAUCACAGCUGUCUUUGAAAACACAUCAGAACAACUUCUGGAACUGUUUGAAAGUAAUUGUGAUAUGUUCAGAAAUGCCACACUUGACAAACAGGCACAAUUUACAUGUUCUCCAUCUAGUAAUAUAUAUGCACGACAAAUGCAGCAAAGAUUUAAGCAAACAAUUAUUAAUGCAAAAUUUGGAGGUCAAACAGAAGCAGUUAGGCGUUUGCUAGCACAGUUACCUAUCAGUUCUCAGUCAUACAGUAGUAGUCCUUAUCUAGAUUUAGCAUUGUUCAGCUAUGAUGACAAGUGGGUGUCCAUGAUGGAACGGCCUAAAGCUUGUGGUGAUCAUCCUAUAAGGUUUUAUGCUAGAGAUUCCGGACUUCUGAAGUUUAGGAUCCAUGCAGGUGUUGUGGGUCGCAACCCUCCGCCUGCUGCACGAAGACUUGUUGCAUUUACAUUUCAUCCAAGUGAGCCAUUUGCCAUUAGUGUUCAAAGAACUAAUGCAGAAUAUGUUGUCAAUUUUCAUGUCAGACAUUCUGUCGAUUGUUAGUUGUUAAAAUAAUAAAAGUUUUUUGUUGAUA
Molecule: messenger RNA, 1950 nt
Organism: Mytilus trossulus (common blue mussel)
Lineage: Eukaryota; Metazoa; Mollusca; Bivalvia; Mytilida; Mytilidae
Product: DET1 homolog
Exons: 3
Coding region: 138-1919 (593 amino acids)
Biological process (GO): positive regulation of proteasomal ubiquitin-dependent protein catabolic process; protein ubiquitination
Cellular component (GO): cullin-RING ubiquitin ligase complex; nucleus
Molecular function (GO): ubiquitin-like ligase-substrate adaptor activity; ubiquitin protein ligase binding
Source: RefSeq, a predicted model, not a curated record